Mercurialis annua (annual mercury) is the source of this 4255-nucleotide messenger RNA. RefSeq lists its product as uncharacterized. Gene Ontology annotation, biological process: proteolysis. NCBI's taxonomy places the organism in Eukaryota, Viridiplantae, Streptophyta, Magnoliopsida, Malpighiales, Euphorbiaceae. The transcript is spliced from 9 exons. The record is from RefSeq and is a predicted model, not a curated record. Gene Ontology annotation, molecular function: cysteine-type peptidase activity. Bases 14 to 4081 code for a protein of 1355 amino acids.
UAAAUUCACUAAGAUGCAGAGUUUCUCAGCCGGAGUCUUGAGUACACCAAAGCUACAGUCAGUCAGAGAGCCCAGAUCAGAGAAUCAAUUUUGGGAGGGAAACCUUAACGACACCAUUGUAUAUUUGUUUGUGCAGCGUAACCUACCAAAAGAGGCCAAUUAUGUUAAACUAUCACAAUUUCCUGCGCUAAAACAAUUUUGGCAUGACAAGCAACUGGGGAGGCUCUUCCGUAAUGUAAAAACUCUAACAGUGGAUGGAUGUGAGUCAUUCACAAAAGCUCUAUCGCCCAAUCUACUCUACUCAUUGAUCAAACUAACAACAUUGGAGGUAAGAGACUGUAUAUUAAUGGAACAAGUAUUCAACUUGGAAGGGAUGUCUACAGAUGAAGGGCGUGUAAAGGUGCUUCCUUUACUGAGCAAAUUGCACUUAAUUGGCCUGCCUAAGCUGAGUAUUCUAUGGAACAAGGAUCCUUCAAAAAUUUUGGACUUGAGGAACCUUACAGUGCUCAAAGUGGAAAACUGUAACAGCUUGAAAUAUGCAUUUACUCAGAGUGUGUCCUCAUGCCUUGUGCAACUCCAGGGGGUAUAUUUGAGAAAUUGUCGGAUGAUGGAAGGAAUAAUCAAAAAGCAGGAAUCACGGAAAAAAUUAAUGCCUGAGAUUAUUUUUCCUUCAUUGAAGAAGAUUAGCAUACAUGACUGUCCAAAUGUGAAGACAUUGUUUAACACAGAACAAAGGCCAAAUAAUAAUAAGGUACCCUCUAAUUUGGAAGAGUUGUUAUUAGACAGCAACUCCACCAGAAUUAUACUGGACUGCGAAUUUUCCCUGGAGUUCUUUUCUAAAGUAAAAUCUGUGGAGCUGAUUUCCUUUCCAAGAAAAUCAUGUUUGGCUCUGGUUGAUUUUCUUCGGAGAUUACCCAACUUGGAAAAGCUUCUCGUCAAACUUUCUUCGCUGACAAAGUUAUUCUUUUUGGAAGGAAAUCAUUCUGCUUCUUUCGAAAAUCUAAAAACUUUAGAAGUAGAAGGAUGGAAUAAAUUGACGAGCCUGUUACCGUUGUCGGUGGCCAAAAGUAUGGUGCAGCUUGUGACAUUGAGGGUACAAUCUUGUGAUAUGAUGGUGGAAAUAGUAGAGAGUGAACAGAAGGGGACAGCGGAUGAGAUUGUUUUCAGUAAAUUAGAAAAUAUAGAACUUCGAUAUUUAGAUAGCCUGAGGAGCUUUUGUCAGAGCCAUUUAAGCUUCGAUUUUCCAUCUUUGAAACAAGUGACCGUCUUACGUUGCCCCAAUAUGAGGAUUUUUUGUCACGGAGUCUUAACAACACCGAAGCUGGAUUCUGUGAAAGUCUUGUCUUCUGGCGUCAGUCAGCAAGAAUUGAAUAGGCUUCAGAGUCCAAAUUAUCGCAAUCUCAAUGCCAUGAUUCGAGAAUCGCACUGUUUUGAUUUGGUUGGAUUUCAUGGAUUGAAGGAGUUGAAACUCUCUAAAUUUCCGAUCGUAAGAGAGAACUGGCAUAAAUUGAAAUUUAUAGAGAAGUUGGUGGUCGACGAGUGUGCAUCCUUCUCAAAUGCUUUCUCACUAAAUCAACUGCAGGACUGGAUGAAGUUGAAGGAGCUGGUUGUAGAAAAAUGUGAUCUUUUACAGCAAGUGUUUGAUUUAGAAAGGACCGAUUUUGAUAAAAGUAAAAGUAUGAGAAGGCUAGAAAAAUUACAGUUGAUUGAUCUGUCUAAUUUGAGGCAUCUGUGGAGCAAGGCUAUUUUGAGCUUAAACUAUCUAGAAGUGUUGAAAAUCCAAAACUGCUGCAACUUGACCUAUAUAUUUACAGUGUCCAUGGCUCUUUGUCUUAAGAAACUUAAGGAUUUGGAAGUAAAGGGAUGUUCUUUGGUGAAACAUAUCAUAACAACAGGAGAUGAGGAUAAACCACUUGAAGGUAAGACUGUAUUUCCUUCAUUACAGUCCAUGACACUCCAUUGUUUGCAAAGCUUCAUAAGUUUUUACUCUACAAGCCACGUUUUGGAGUGUUCAUCCUUGAAAUUCAUUGAUGUAACCGACUGUCCUGAGAGGAAAGUUAUUAAAACAGACGAUGGAAAACUUGGCAUGGGUACUCUAGUUCCAUCAAUUUUUGGUGGCCAGCUUGCAUUCCCAAACUUAGAAGAACUGAGAGUAGAAUGGAGCACAGCAAAAGACAUAUGGGUUGGAAGAUUUCAAAUUCCAUUUUUGGACAAACUAAAAGCCAUUGAGCUUACGUGUUUUCCUGGUGAAAAAGCAGUUCUGCCAUCUAACUUCCUUCAAGCUCUCCAAAUUCUAGAGAAGCUUGUUCUCAGUGAUGCUUCUUAUGAAGAAAUAAUCAUUGAUGAAGCGGAAGCUGGCGGCCAAAUUCUUGCAUGCUUGAGAGAGCUAAAGCUGUGUAAGCUGCCAAAUCUUAAGCACCUGAUAGAGCAUACCCUGGUUAUUGAACGCCUAGAAACAUUGAAAAUACUGAAAUGCGGUGGAUUAGAAGUCUUAGUUUCACCCUCGGUGUCUUUCCAACGUCUAACAAAGCUACAGGUAUCACAAUGUCAUCGUUUAAGAAAUCUGAUGACUCCGGCCACUGCUAGAAGUCUUGCGCUACUCAAAAGAAUGGUUAUAAAAGACUGUAAAAUGAUACAAGAAAUAGUUUCUACUGAAGCGGGUGGAAUAGAAGAUGAGAUCCAUUUUGGCCAACUAGAAUAUUUUGAACUGGAUAAUCUGCCAUGUCUCACAAGCUUCUGCUCGGUUAGAUAUACCUUCAAUUUCCCAUCUUUAGAGGAUAUGAUCAUCAGAGAAUGUCCCCAGAUGGAGACUUUUGCUCAAGGAGUCGUAACUACAUCAAAGUUAUGGAAAGUUCAAACAGGAGAGUACAAAUGUGAAUGGGAAUGGAAGGGGAGCCUAAAUAACACCAUUCGAGCAUCACCUGAGGAAAUGGUAGGUACUUCUGACAUCGGUGACAUCGGAAGCAAUGGUUUCUUACAAACUUCAAUUGCUACAGCUGAAUCUGUUGAUGAAGUUGUAGAUGCUGAUAAGGUUACAAUGAAUGAGAAUACUGAUACUACUAACACUGGAAAAAAAUUAAAAAAACCUUUAGCUAUUUUGCAGUAUUCUGAUGAAUUAGAUACUCCAGAUAAAGUUAAGUUUGUUGAUAGUGUGUUUAGUGAUAGAUGUCCUCUUACCAUUGAACCUGUUGGUGAUGCACCUAAUCAUGAAUGGAAAUCAGAUUUUACUUCAUGGAUUGAGAAAUGUGAAUUCAAGAGAAUAAAUUCAAGCAACGAAAUGUACUCCAAAAGUGCAAGGUCUUUGCAUCCGAGUACGAGACUUUGUUAUGAACAAAAUGAUAAGAAAGAUUUCUAUCUUCAGCUUCAUGAGCCAGGGGGUUAUUUGGAGUCAGCUCAUAUAGAUAUUUUGUUUGGACACUUGAGGAAGAAGUGUAAGAUUUUGAAUAAGGGAUUUACAACUUGUGACAACUAUUUUGAUCAGUAUAUACAGACUAUGCAUAAAGAAUUUUCAGAGGAGAAGGACAUAAAUAAGUUACCAAAUGUGGAUCAUGUUUGCAAUAUCAUUGUUGGGAGUGAAGGUUCAUAUAAGAUAUCAUGGGGUGUUGUGAAAAAUGUUCUAUUUCCUGUUCACCUCUAUGUUGAUGGAAAACAACAAGAUCAUUUUGUUCUAGCAAGAUUAAGUUUUGAUGACAGGAAAUUUUACAUAUAUAAUUCUUUGCGGAAUGAAUUGUAUAAUAAACUUGCUAGGGAAGUUGUAACUGGAUAUGCUAUUGUACUCCCUUUUCUCCUCGAUCGAUCUGGAUUUUAUGACCGUAAUGACAUAAAUUUCAAGUCAACCGCUUACAUUGGCAAGAAAAAUACCGAUCCAUUUGUUGUUAUUCUUCUUGAUGAGCUUCCUACUCAAGAAUCUUCUGAUUGUGGUAUUUUUAUAACUGCAUUUGCGGAGUAUUUGAUUGAAAGUAGGUCUAUACCUAUCCAAUCAUUUAAUGUUGCUUCUAUACGCAAUCGAUAUGCAAUUAAUCUUUAUAUGUACGAAAAGUGGAAGAGAAAUAAUGGUUAUAAUUCAAAUGAAGAUGUUUAGAAAAUGUUGUUCAAUUUUAUCAAUUUCAUGACAGUUUACGAAUUCUACGACAGUUAUAUGUUUUUAGCUUACUUUGGCCUGUGUAGCAAUUUUAUGAUACUUUUAGUUCUUUUUGUAAAGGUAACAUUAAUAUACCUGUAACAUAUUUGGUUGUUAAUAUAGUCCAUUUUUAUA